Molecule: messenger RNA, 1758 nt
Organism: Fusarium sp. VM40
Lineage: Eukaryota; Fungi; Ascomycota; Sordariomycetes; Hypocreales; Nectriaceae
Source: the annotation of a GenBank genome assembly
AUGGCUGCCAAUCAACCCCUGAACGAUGCCAUCGUCAUUGGCAUCGACUUCGGAACUACAUUCUCGGGUGUAGCUUGGGCGUACUCUAGGGAACCUGACGAGAUUGAGAUCGUUACCAGCUGGGAUACGGAGCUGAAUCACUGCUCGGACGUCGAGAAGGCACCUACUCAGCUCUACUUUGAUGAAAACGGCCAGAAUGUCAAAUGGGGUUACUCUAUCCCCAUUGACAAGGAGCCACUCAAGUGGUUCAAGCUGUUGCUUAUUGAUCCCAAAGAUCUUCCUACCGAUGUUGCUCGUUCAAGCCAAUUGCAGGAAGCCCGUCGCCUGAAGAACAAGAUCAAGAAGGAACCUAUUGAAAUCAUCGCCACUUUCCUUCGCAAGCUCUGGGACCACUCCCUGGACUCCAUCAGACGUGCCGUAGGCGUCGACUUGCUGAAGAGAACCAAGCUCCAGGUGGUCAUCACUUUGCCUGCUAUCUGGCCUCCCUAUGCUCAACAGCGAAUGAAGCAAGCCUCUCAACAGUCUGGUAUUCUCGAUGGGCGUCCUGCUGGUGCAACUACCCUCCGAUUCAUCUCCGAGCCAGAGGCUGCUGCCCUCGCUACGAUCAAAGAUCAUGCUAAGCGAUCUAAUAUCCAGACCGGUGACACUAUCGUUGUCUGCGAUGCAGGAGGCGGCACAGUUGAUCUUAUCAGCUACAUUUUCGAAUCAACGGACCCUUUCGUUAUCAAAGAAUGUGUCAAGGGUGACGGCGAUCUCUGCGGAGGGGUCUUCCUUGACGAAGGCUUCAUCAAGCUCGUCAGGAAGAAAAGCCCUUCGGGUACUUGGGGGCCAGUGAGCAAUUCAGAUGAGAAAAAAUUCCUCAAUGAUCAGUGGGAGCAUGGCAUCAAGCCUCAGUUUGAAAAUCAAAAGAGGGCUUGGCCAGUCGAUCUUCCUGAGAGUUGCGGUCGCAAUCCCUCCCAAGGCUUGCGACGUCGUAUUACAACCGACCUCACCUCCAACGAAAUCUUGUCUGUGUUUUCUCCAAUUAUUGGCAAGAUCGAGAACCUUGUGAGCCGCCAAGUCGAUACUAUUCAGGAAAAAUACCACGAAGCGCCCAAGUAUAUCAUCCUAGUUGGAGGGUUUGGCCGAAGCCGUUAUCUCUUUAACUCUCUUGAGAACCGGUUCCAGUCCACCAUUCUGCAAUCUCGUGGAAACAAGCCGUGGACUUCCAUCUGCCGCGGCGCUGUCGUGCAAGGACUCCUUCAGCACAAUCCCUCUUCCAAUCUGGCUGUCAAUGUUGAAGCACGGAUUGCUAGAAUGAGCUACGGAGUUGGUUACAGCACUCCUUUCGUCGAAGGCGAGCAUGACGUGCGUGACAGGUUAUGGGAUGAGCAGGACCACAUCUUCAGGGCUAAUAAUCAGAUGCAAUGGUUUCUGAAAGAGGGCGAUGAUAUUUCGGAGAAGAGAUCGGUUCAUCUUGACUUCUAUCGCCUGUUCUCAGGCUCUAUGAUUGAUGUGGACACGCCAAUUUACUCCUCAACGACUUUCCCCCCUCCUUCGAGGAAAGACGACUCGAACAUUCGUUCUCUUUGCAGUAUCAAGUGGAACGAAGGAAUCAAUGCCAACAAGCUCCCCAAAUUCACCAACCCUCUUGGACAGGUCUUUUCAAAGUUCGAGUGGACGGUCAAGAUGGAUUGCGAAGACGGAACAGUAAACUUCACGGUUCAUCACAACGGGUCAAAAGUUGGCGAGCAGAAUGUUGAAGUCCAGUUCAGCUAG